This is a messenger RNA of Pelmatolapia mariae (spotted tilapia), 2191 nucleotides long. Its product is annotated as leucine-rich repeat and immunoglobulin-like domain-containing nogo receptor-interacting protein 1. Gene Ontology annotation, molecular function: epidermal growth factor receptor binding. Gene Ontology annotation, cellular component: extracellular matrix. NCBI's taxonomy places the organism in Eukaryota, Metazoa, Chordata, Actinopteri, Cichliformes, Cichlidae. The record is from RefSeq and is a predicted model, not a curated record. The transcript is spliced from 2 exons. Bases 342 to 2171 code for a protein of 609 amino acids.
CAACAGGAGGACUGAGCAACAGCAUCGCGCUUCCCUCAGAGUUUCAGUUUGAGGAACGGGAGCAUGAAGCUUUUUUUUUUGGUGAUGUGUUUGAUUGCUCCGGGAAGUUUCCUGGUACAUUUGGAUUGGAUUUUUGAUCAGCAGUGAUGUAAGGAGGAACUGAAAGACUGGCACAUCUACUUUGGGUUUUUUUUGGUUCUGUUUUCUUCUAUUAGUAUAAAAGUAGAACAAUAUAAAACAGAACAAUAAAAAAAGAACAAAGAGCACGAGAAAAGUCAUUUGCAUGUAAAAAUGGAGCUAUUACAAUGACGAACCCAUCAGUCUGAAGAGAAGGUCACCAGAUGUUCGAGAGGAGCGCCGUCCACCAACGGCUGUGCUGGGGAGCUCUCUACCUGUUGGCAGCAGGGGUGGCACUGACAUCUGAGACGCGUUGGCUGUGUCCGCCAUCCUGCCACUGUAAUGCUACGGUGCUGGAAGUGAACUGCUCUGGUGGCCAACUUACCAGAGUUCCUGAUGGUCUCUCACAGGAAGCCAGGCUGCUAAACUUAACCCACAACACACUUAAGACUUUGGUGCGUCAGCAGUUCCACACGCUGACACAGCUGUCGGACUUGGAUUUAAGUGACAAUCUUUUGGUAAUAAUUGAAGUGGAAGCCUUUCUUGGCUUGCAGAGUCUGAGAACUCUGCGCCUUUGUCGCAAUCACCUGAAGAUUAUCCCAGUGGGAGCGUUUGCUGGCUUAACAAACCUCCAGUUACUGGACGUAAGCAGCAAUCAGCUUCUUGUUUUCCUUGACUUUGCUUUCAGUGAAUUAAACGCCCUGCGGUUCAUGAAAGCUGCAGAUAAUGACUUGGUUUAUGUCUCUCAUCAAGCUUUUACAGGACUAAUCAGUCUGCAGGAGCUGCACCUUGAUGGCUGCAACCUUACUGCUAUGCCAAUGGAGGCGCUCACACAACUUAGCGUGCUGAGAAGCCUUAGUUUUCACCGACUGGGCCUCACUACGCUGCCAAACUACUCUUUCCGCCACCUAGUCCACCUAAAGGAACUUGUCAUUUCUCAUUGCCCCUGGCUGGAGAGUCUGUCAGGGAACAGUCUCUUUGGCUUAAACCUCACAUCACUAACCAUUAAACAUGGCAACCUAAGUGCCUUCCCCUACAUCCCCUUACAUCACCUUGUAUAUCUCGUAUACCUUGACCUUUCUUUUAACCCCAUCACCUACAUUCAUGCAAACCUUCUCGGAGACUUGCUCCGGCUCCAAGAGUUACAUCUUGUUGGGGGAUCGCUGCUUAGGAUUGAAAUCGGAGCAUUCAGGGGUUUGGCCCACUUCAGAUUGCUGAAUGCAUCCAGAAACCGUCUUACCACACUUGAGGUUGGAGCUUUUUAUUCAGUGGACAUCCUAAGAACUCUGGGGCUUGAUAACAACCCACUGGCAUGUGACUGCCGUUUGCUUUGGGUGGUGCAAAGGCGACUAUACAUGGACUUUGGUGAAAGUCCGCCAACUUGCAUUACCUCAGUCCAGCUGCAGGGCUGGAAUUUUCUGGAUUUCCCUGAGGCUGAGCUGCCGGAUUUGCUUACCUGUCGGCCACCUCGAAUUCUUAACCGCAAAGUUCAGGUGAUGAAAGUAGAUCAGGGACACACAGUGGUGUUUCACUGCAGUGCCGAAGGUGACCCUCUGCCAUCUGUCAGAUGGCUAAACCCACAGUUAAGAUCUUUAUCACCCAUCGGCAGAGUACGAGCUCUGUCCAAUGGCUCGCUGGAGGUUCGCUACGCUCAGCCUCAAGAUAGUGGCAAGUAUCUCUGCGUGGCAUCAAACGCAGCGGGAAAUGACAGCCUGCCCGUUAGCCUUCAUGUCCAAACCUUUCCAUCAUCUUCUAAGAAACCAUUUCGACUUAAAGGUUGGUCUGCCUUUCCAUCUGCUGCUCCAGGUGUGAACGGAAAUCAGAAACUCCAUUUUGAUGUAAAGACGCUACUGAUAGCAGCAACCAUAGGGUUUCUCUCAUUUUUCAGCUCUGUGAGUGUUUGUUUCAUUUUCAUGUUCUUCUGGAGUAAGGGCAAAGGUCAGAUAAAACACACAGCUACAAUCGCGUAUGUGCCACGAAGCGCCAUGUCGAGCAGUAAUGGAGGGACAAGCAGCUAUAUGGAAACGGGGAGGUUUACCAUGAAACUGUUAUGAGUCAAUAAGCAAAGAAUAUA